Molecule: messenger RNA, 469 nt
Organism: Zalophus californianus (California sea lion)
Lineage: Eukaryota; Metazoa; Chordata; Mammalia; Carnivora; Otariidae
Product: 60S ribosomal protein L38-like
Exons: 1
Coding region: 62-274 (70 amino acids)
Biological process (GO): translation; protein-RNA complex assembly
Cellular component (GO): cytosolic large ribosomal subunit; ribosome
Molecular function (GO): structural constituent of ribosome
Source: RefSeq, a predicted model, not a curated record
CCGUCCUCUUUUCUUGCUGCUCGCUGUGCCGGCCGCGCGCUCCCGUGCGCCCCCCGUAGCCAUGCCUCGCAAAAUCGAGGAAAUCAAGGACUUUUUGCUCACGGCCAGGCGAAAGGACGCCAAAUCCGUCAAGAUCAAGAAAAAUAAGGAUAAUGUGAAGUUUAAAGUUCGGUGCAGCAGAUACCUUUACACCUUGGUCAUCAUAGACAAGGAGAAGGCAGAGAAGCUGAAGCAGUCCUUGCCCCCAGGUUUGGCAGUGAAGGAGCUGAAGUGAACCUGGCCCACUGAUUUGAACUGUAUUAAAGUUUUAAAAAUUCGUAAAAUGUCCUUUGUCUUUGAGGGUGGGAAGGGAAAUACUACUUGGUCGUGCCUUCUGGUGGGAACAGGAUGGGGGUCCUGGUUGCUACUUACUUGCAUCCCUGAUCUUUGGCUGUGAUCUCAAUGGACAAAUAAAACCAUCCUUUGUUUA